UUCAGGUGCAAUAUUUCAGUUUCAUGUGUAACAUUUUAAUGUCAUCUCCAAUAUGUUGUUAUUGUGUGUGAUAUAACUUUACUCCCUCUGAAUCAUUGCCGGCAUUGCUUAUUACUUUUGCUGUUCUCGUUUUAGCUUACUUAUUUCUAUUAUCACUUGUGUAUUGUACCUAAAUCCUAUUGCUUUUCUUAUAUUAUGUAAUUUUAAAAGAAUUUCGUUACACGUUUCAGUUAAUUUUAUGUUCAUGUAGUUCCACAACUGGCCUGUGGGGGCAGCAACCCGCCUCCACUGCACCCAGUCUGCCAAAAAUCCCAUCAGAAGAAGACAAAGAGACGAGCUUCCUGUCUCCGAGCUGCCGCCGGACCAGUUUGGCGUUGUUGGAGAAUAAGAGUCAGACUGUAACUUACAUCCUCAGAAACAGGCAGAACCCAAAGCGUGUGAGCCAGUCCGGGAACACGACGGCAAAACAGCGCGGAGCAACUCGUUAAACUUGGUUCACGCAACAGAUUAGUUUUCCAGGUUGCUUCUGAAGCCACUGCUAUGGCCAAGGUUCAAGUGUUAAAUGUCGCUGUUCUGGAUAACCCGAGCCCGUUUGGAAACCCGUUUCAGUUUGAAAUAACUUUUGAAUGCAUGGAGGACUUGCCUGAAGAUCUAGAAUGGAAGAUCAUCUACGUGGGUUCAGCUGAGAGCGAGGAAUACGACCAAGUUCUAGACUCCGUUUUAGUUGGCCCGGUACCAGCUGGCAGGCACAUGUUUGUGUUUCAGGCCGAUGCUCCUAACACAGGGCUAAUUCCAGAGAGUGAUGCGGUUGGAGUGACAGUCGUCCUUAUAACCUGCACCUACCGUGGACAGGAAUUCAUCCGCAUCGGUUACUACGUCAACAAUGAAUACACAGACCCCGAAUUACGAGAAAACCCACCUCUCAAACCAGACUACACUCAGCUCCAGAGGAAUAUUUUGGCCUCCAACCCCCGUGUCACCCGCUUCCACAUCAACUGGGAGGGCUUAGCAGACAAGAUGGAAGACAGUGAGAAUGUCGACCCAUCCACCAACAUCAGUGGCAUGCUCCCUCCGUCCUGUAUACCAGAAAAGAUGCCACCUCUCGGACUACUUGCAGACAACUCCAUGGACUUCAUGUAAGAGUCAUCAGAUUAAUACAAAACGACCAGCAGCUCUUCUCGUCUAAAUACUCUCCCACAUAGCAAACACACAUUUGGACAAGGAGACCAUGGAUGUAUGCAACAGGAAGCAUGGACAGGGCAGCGGGGACCUUAUUUUUAUACAGCCAACAAAAAUGGGACCGGUCUGGAACUACUUUCUCUUACUUUUUCUGUCAACACAAUCAUAGAUCUGCACAGCCAGAAUUGCCUUAAUUUAUCAUAUCUCUGUUUGAAAUCACGUUCAAGCUGAGCUAGAGAGAGUUUGAGUCACCGAGGUGGGACAGCAUCACCGUAUCCCUCAGCCCUGAGACUUAUAAGUCAUACUCAUGCACUGAUUUCGGUAGCCAUGUUGUGAUGUUCAUUUUGUCCUCUUCAGCACUGAUCAAAGCCUUGGGCAGUGCUCUGUAUGUCAAAAUACAGGUAUCAAUAGCCUCUUAUUGUAAAGCAUUUGAUUGGUCUUUGUGUCAUCUGAUGCCUACCUGUGGAUGCAGAUCUUGAGUUGAAAAUGUGGGCAAUGUUCAGGAGUCACAAGUUUAGCCCCUGUGGUUAUCCAAAUUACUUACUUUUUUGAACAUUCCCCAAUUCAGAAACUCUGAUGUGUUCCAUAAAAUGCCUGUCUAAGUGUGCGUGAAACAUGUAGGCAAAGGAGAAAUAGAUGCAACGUUGCAGUCAUGUUGUGUGGAUGAUUUACUGUAAAUAAUGUUUUCCCAGCGCUUAUUUUGUCCUCAAAACGAGAGGGCAAAUUUUCAUUUUGUACUUACUAUAUAUUCUCUGCCUCAGUAUUUGUAACAACAGUGAUGGGGUCAAUAAAGUUUGUUUUGUUGA
Molecule: messenger RNA, 1985 nt
Organism: Acanthochromis polyacanthus (spiny chromis)
Lineage: Eukaryota; Metazoa; Chordata; Actinopteri; Pomacentridae
Gene: asf1bb
Product: anti-silencing function 1Bb histone chaperone
Exons: 4
Coding region: 541-1140 (199 amino acids)
Biological process (GO): DNA replication-dependent chromatin assembly
Cellular component (GO): nucleus
Molecular function (GO): histone binding
Source: RefSeq, a predicted model, not a curated record